AAGGUCAUGGAGCAGUAAAACGGAAGCUAGUCUAAUAGCCCAUCCGCCAUUGUGGAAUAUAGUAAGGGAUAUUCCUAUCAGGCAUUAGUCAGUUUCAGAGUGAGUGAUUCAUUGCAACGAUAACCACAUCGGCACCUUAAACAUAUCGUACUGCCACAAAGUAAUCGAGCACCCGAGACACAGUGUUGCACAGAUCCGACGACCGAGGUAAACGUCGCCUGCAUAGACUGAUUGAAUAACCCGAGACGCGAGAGAAAAACACCGGAGAGCAGAAGCAGGAGAAACCGUGGACAGUCACAAACAGUAAUCAGUUCGGUUCCUGGAGGAUGUCUGCGACCACUGUCGAUCAGAGACCCAAAGGACAAGGAAAUAAAGGUGCGUAUGUUAUUUGAAUAUUGCUUCAUGGGAAUGUAGUUGUCAAAUUGUCUCGGAAAUGGAUGACAGUUAUGACAGUCAUAGAUGGAACACCACAAACCCCGCUGAAAACCCUUUAGGCUACACUAAAUUAUACUGUUUGUGAUGCUGUUAAUUUAUGAGCUAAUUUUUAGCUUCUUCAACAUGUUGUUUUUGAUGUUUAGUGAUUGUGUAAAAGGCCAGUUCCACUAACACCGUUUUAUGAACUUAAUAUCCACUGUUUGUCGGUUUCCAUGUUGUAAACUUUCAAAAGUAGGCAAAGUACCCUCACCCCCUGGUACUGUUUAUGCAUAUCCUUGUGCUGUUACAAUUUUAAUACUUUCUGUUUUGCUUGGCCUAAGGUCACUGAAAGCAGCACUCAUCAGUUCAUCACUUGUGAUACCUGCAAAUUAGUCCCUUCGCCGAACUUUGUAUUAGAGAUCCUGUUGUAACUGUCUGGCAAAUCUGCCCCUGGAGCGUUUGAUGUUGCAGUUAAGAUAUGUGGUUGUUUCUAGGCACUUCUGUAAUUGAGACAUUAUUUUGCAACUCUAGUUGAGCAAUUUAUAUGUCGUUACUCUGUGGUAUUAUAAUUAUUUGUUCACCAGACAUUUAAUUAACUAGCUACUGUAAUUGAGAUGUUGUUGUCGUUUUGCACUGUAUUUAAGCUAUUUUACUGUAGCAUUCUCAUGUUCACCAGACAUGGUAUUUAAGAAGAGGGUGUUCUUUGAUAAUAACUAAUAAAUACAAACUAUUACUUGAUUCUGACCAAAAAUAGUGUAGAACUAUGCACUUCUGACCCAUGAUCUAUUGGAGUACUUUCUAUAUGCACUAUUUCUAUGUUGCUUUGGAUAAGUGUGUGCUAAAAUGUCAAAUGUCAUGUUCUGCCCGGGUAUGCAACACAAGAUGCAAAGUGCAGCUUGGUGAAAUGCAAAACGGAUCAAUGCAUCAGAAGGAUGGCGUAAACGAUGAUGACUUUGAGCCUUACCUAAGCAGCCAGACAAACCAGAAUAACAGCUACCCACCAAUGUCCGACCCUUACAUGCCCAGCUACUAUGCUCCAUCCAUCGGUUUCCCUUACUCCCUGGGGGAGGCGGCCUGGUCUACGGCGGGGGAUCCCCCCAUUCCCUACCUGGCCACUUACGGACAGAUGAGCAAUGGCGAGCACCAUUUUAUCCCUGAUGGUGUUUUCAGCCAGCCGGGUGCCUUGGGAAACACCCCGCCCUUUCUCAGUCAGCACGGCUUCAACUUCUUCCCCGGCAACGCAGACUUUUCCACCUGGGGCACCAGUGUCUCCCAGGGACAGUCCACGCAGAGCUCCGUCUACAGUAACAGCUACGGCUACGCUCCCAGCUCCCUGGGCAGGGCCAUCGCUGAUGGACAGGCUGGCUUUGGUAGCGACACCCAGCUCAGCAAGGUCCCGGUGCUGAGCAGCAUCGAGCAGGGCAUGACGGGGUUAAAGCUCGGCACAGACAUGGGGGCAGCCGUCACUAAAACCGUGGGCUCCCCGUUAGGCGGAACGCCGGGCAUGAGUAGCAUGGCAGCCAAUAACAUGCCUCCGUCUGUGAGCUCUUCCGCCCCCAAACCUACUUCCUGGGCCGCCAUCGCUAGGAAGCCUGCCAAGCUUCAGCCCAAGGUCAAACCCAAAGUCAACAUGGGAAUGGGGGGUUGUUCCAUUCCUCCUCCUCCCAUCAAGCACAACAUGAACAUUGGCACCUGGGACGAUAAGGGCUCCCUCAACAAACCCCAGCUAGCUCAGGCCAUGAUGCCCCCCCAAACCCUGGUGCAACAGCCUCUCAUGGGGCAACCCCAGCCCCUGCUCCAGAGCCCUCUUCCUCACCAACACCAGCACCAGCACCAACACCAGCCCUUUCAGCUCCAAUCCCUACAGUCCCCUCAGCACCCCCAGCCGAUGGACCUCCGCCCAGCACCUCCGCAUCCCCACCAACACCCCCACCCCCAUCAGCACCUUUCCUCCCAGCCCGGCCCCCCCCAGCCCCUCCAUCAGCACCAACACCCCCAGCACCAACACCCCCAGCACCAACAUCCCCAGCACCAACACCCCCAGCACCAACACCCCCAGCACCAACAUCCCCAGCACCAACAUCCCCAGCACCAGCACCCCGCCCCUCUGCCCAACCGCUGGGUUGCCCCCAGGAACCGGGGCAGUGCCUACAACCAGGGUGGGGGGGUGGAGGGCUUUGGCCUGGGCGCUGGGGUCCCCAUGACUGCCUCUCCCUGCCCUGGGGAGGUCCACCCCGUUCUGGAGAAGCUCCGCGCCCUCAACAACUACAACCCCAAAGACUUUGACUGGAACUUGAAAAACGGCCGCGUGUUCAUCAUCAAGAGCUACUCCGAGGACGACAUCCACCGCUCCAUCAAGUACUCCAUCUGGUGCAGCACGGAGCACGGCAACAAGCGCCUGGACGCCGCCUACCGCUCGCUGGGCGCAAAGGGCCCGCUCUACCUGCUCUUCAGCGUCAACGGAAGCGGACACUUCUGCGGCAUGGCGGAGAUGCGCUCGCCGGUGGACUACAACGCCUAUGCGGGCGUCUGGUCUCAGGACAAGUGGAAGGGCAAGUUUGAGGUGAAGUGGGCGUUCGUUAAGGACGUGCCCAACAACCAGCUGCGGCACAUCCGGCUGGAGAACAAUGACAACAAGCCGGUGACUAACUCCAGGGACACUCAGGAGGUACCUCUGGAGAAGGCCAAGCAAGUGCUUAAAAUAAUCGCCACUUUCAAGCAUACCACCUCAAUCUUUGAUGACUUUGCACAUUACGAGAAACGCCAGGAAGAGGAGGAGGCUCUGAGGAGGGAGCGAAAUAGAAAUAAACAGUAACCUUGGAGAAGACUCUCUGCUAAAACUGCAACACUAAUGACGUAGGAACUUCAAUGAUUGCCUAACCACAAGAAAAAAUAAAAAAGGGUCUCACAAUCUUUUUCUGCUAAAGACGACAAUGUAUUGGAACACUUGACCAUGACGGUGGACUCACCCGUGUCAGUUUACUGGUACUUCCUGUGUUCCCGGCUCCCAAGAAAACGAUAGACAAUAGCCCACUUUAAACUCUGUCUUUAAGCACUUUCAGUCCUUAUAAACAAGCCUCUACCAAUACCCUUAACUCUCUAACUCUCUCUUUCUCUUGACUUAUGUUUGUGAUUAACUAACUAUCUGACUAACCAGUGUAGUUGGUUUUUCCAGAGGAUUUCACCACAAAUUGUAAUUGUUUUGUUUUUUAAUACUUUUAAAAAAAUUGGAUAAAAUAUAGACCCCCCUCCCCCAGAAUUGUAUCGCCUUCAGAAGAGAUUUUCAAGAUGAAAUGUAUGAUAAAUUAUUUUACUUGAAUCUAUAUUCAGCCGUCUGGCUAUUCUCAGACAGAUGUUGUGACUGAUUGACAGGUGGCAAAGGAAUUACAGGAAACCCUUCACAAAUCAUGCCAAUCGUAUAAGACCAACACCUUCCUUUUUCCUGCCCCUCCCUUUGCAUCUGUUUCUGUGUACCAAAAGAUGAGGAUUUUGCAGUGUGCUGGUGAGAUUGCUGACGAAUGCACACAUUUUGUUUUCUCUCUUGUGAUUCUGUCAUUCUGAAGUGCAUUUGUCUGAGGAGAAACCUGCUCCACGGUAACUGUCGCCCCGGCAACUGUUGGUAACUGUAUUUGCUCUGAUGUUGGCGUGUACAGUACUGUACAGUACCUCAGGCCCAACACGGUUCAGUUUUUGAAGAUCUCUGUACCAUUUUUGGGGAAAAAAAGCUGAACUUCUCCAAGGAUGUAAGUUUUCUCUUCUAGGUAACUCACUAGCUAAAUAAACAUUACCUAUGUUUAGCA
This is a messenger RNA of Osmerus eperlanus (European smelt), 4214 nucleotides long. RefSeq names its product YTH N6-methyladenosine RNA binding protein F3 (gene ythdf3). The record is from RefSeq and is a predicted model, not a curated record. Gene Ontology annotation, cellular component: cytoplasm. Gene Ontology annotation, molecular function: N6-methyladenosine-containing RNA reader activity; mRNA binding. Gene Ontology annotation, biological process: mRNA destabilization. The transcript has 5 exons. NCBI's taxonomy places the organism in Eukaryota, Metazoa, Chordata, Actinopteri, Osmeriformes, Osmeridae. Bases 1193 to 3229 code for a protein of 678 amino acids.